UUUUCUGUCAACCGAUUCUUGUGCACAUAGUACAACGAAACCGCGUGCAUGUUUAUACGGCAAAAAGGAAACACUUGCGUUUAACCUCAGGUCCACUGUUUGGCACAUUCAUGUUAAGAAAUAGGGGAGUGGAAAUCCUGUCGCAAUUUAAAUUACUAGUGAAGAAGGCUUCAGCCACGCUAUUUUGGAUUCUUCAGACACAGAACUGGUCUUCUCAUCUGUGAAUAUUAAUCAUCGCUGAUGCAAACAUGUUGAAGCACUGUGGCAGGGUACUUCUGGGUGUGGUAGGAGCGGCUGUCGUCAUCACGUUAAUAGCAGUCCCCACGGCGAUAUAUUUAAACAACACUGGAGGCGUUCCCCGGAGGACAUACACACUUGAGGACUACUUCAAUGAUACCAUUAGGUAUUGGUCAUAUAACCUGCUGUGGAUAUCAGACAACGAAUACCUUCAUAAAACAGAAGGCUCAGUGUUUCUUCACAAUGUUGAGACUGGAAACUCUUCGUUAUUUUUGAACCAAACCAUUUUUGCUCAAGUGGAUGCCACUGACUACUUGUUGUCUGCCGAUCGGAAAUAUGUGUGCUUCGAGAGCAAUUACACAAAGCAAUGGAGGCAUUCGUUCACAGCUUCUUAUUCCAUCUACGAUAUGGAGAGCAUGAGUUUUCUUACGUCGUCAGACAUUCCUCAGAGAGUCCAUCUCUUAACGUGGGCCCCGACUGGGAACACACUGGCCUAUGUUUGGAAUUACAACGUCUAUCUGAAACCAAAUGCCACUGCAGCAGCAGUGCAAGUGACAACCAAUGGAGUGGAGAAUAAAAUUCUCAAUGGUGUCCCAGACUGGCCUUAUGAAGAAGAAAUGUUUGCCUCAAAUUAUGCUAUGUGGUGGUCACCAAGCGGAACGUACCUGGCCUACGGUGAAUUCAAUGACACUUUGGUUCAAACUAUUGACUACUCCUGGUAUGGAGAAGGACAGUAUCCCAAAACAGUCGAAAUUCCGUAUCCCAAGGCUGGCUCUACAAACCCUGUGGCAAAGCUGUUCGUUGUUGACACCGCAAACCCAUCAAGAAUCACACAGGUUGUAGUGCCAGAUUCUGUUGGUGCAAGUGACCACUAUUUGAGUUCCGUCACCUGGGUUACGGAUGAGCGAAUUGCAGUUCAGUGGCAGAGGCGGAGACAGAACAGUGUCGUUUUACAGAUAUAUGACUUAGAUGGAAAUCGCUGGAACGAAACCACGAGUUACGAAGAGACAAGCAAGACAGGUUGGGUUGGCCACUAUGCACCCCUCCAUCCUUUCUUCGCUGAGGACAACAUCAGUUUUUACAAAGUGAUGAGCGACUCAAACGGCUAUAAACACAUCCAUUACGUGACUUCUGGCGUUGCAAAACCCAUCACAUCGGGAGAAUGGGAGGUCAUCUACAUUUCAAAAUUGACCAAAGAUGCCAUAUAUUAUGUAAGCAAUGAAUACCGAUGGCCAGGAAAGAGAAACCUCUACAAGAUCGGGAUCGCGGACGGCGGCCGCCAUUCCGCUCCGCUGUGCCUCACCUGCGACCUGCGGGCGGACAGGUGCCAGUACAGCUCAGCUUACUUCAGCACCCGCGCCAGCUACUACCGCAUGGACUGCUACGGACCGGGAUUGCCUUUGUACACGCUUAGAGACAACAGAGACUCCGGUUCAGAGAUCCGCGUUCUUCAGGACAACAAAGAUUUGGAACAAAUUCUAAACGAAUUUCAUAUGCCGACCAUGCGUCGGGGAACCAUGAAAAUAGGGGGAUUUGACCUUUGGUACCAGAUGACAUUGCCACCUCAAUUUGAUGAAUCAAAAAAAUACCCGCUUCUUAUCGAUGUGUAUGCUGGGCCCUGUAGUCAAAGGGUAGAUUUUCGAUUCAGGCUGAACUGGGCCACAUACCUCGCCAGCACAGAGAAUAUUAUAGUCGCCAGCGUUGAUGGGAGGGGAACCGGUUACCAAGGUGAUAAGAUAAUGCACGCAAUCUACCAGCGCCUGGGAACAUAUGAAGUGGAAGAUCAGAUAUCAGCCGUGAGAAAAUUCAUUGAUAUGGGCUUUGUGGACAAAGAAAGAAUUGCUAUUUGGGGUUGGUCAUAUGGCGGGUAUGUCACCUCCAUGGCUUUGGGUGCAGGAACUGGACUUUUCAAGUGUGGAAUUGCAGUUGCCCCAGUGGCUAAGUGGGAAUAUUAUGACUCUUUCUACACUGAACGUUAUAUGAAUCGACCUACUGAAAAUGCUGAAUCCUACAGAAAUUCCACAGUUACACGUAGAGCCAGGAACUUUAAAUCAGUGGACUAUCUUCUGGUUCAUGGGACCGCUGAUGAUAAUGUCCAUUUCCAGCAAGCUGCACAGAUAUCCAAGGCUCUUGUUAGUCAGGAAGUGGACUUUGAAGCGAUGUGGUACACUGAUAAGGACCACGGGUUGAGAGGUUCGGCUUUCCACCACGUCUUCAUUCACAUGAGCCACUUCUUGAAGAAAUGCUUGACCGAGGUCAAAUAGAGCCACGUCCAGUCUCCACUGUAAAUCUACUGCCUGUGGGAUCAACCAAAUAGAGCCACACCCAGUCUCCACUGUAAAUCUACUGCCUAUGGGAUCAAUUGAUGUUGUUUUUGUCUAUGUGAGAUCCUGUCUGCGUGGUCCGUUUAUGACUUUGGCAGACGAGCAAUUGAACAGUUAAUGGAAACGAGACUGAAACUGCACUCACUGUAUUAGUGACUUAGGAUUCCUAUAGGAUUCCUGUAUUCCUAUAGGUCUGUUGGUAUUUCGUAUGAAAAAGGACGUCUUGCUAUCAUUAUUCUAUGCUUAACUUUUGUAUUUGAAAUUGAUGUGAGAAACUGAAAAAGUGCUGUGAUCAUCAUUUAUUAAAGACCCUUGCAUGUUUCUGGAAUGUUCUCUCUUAUUUGUCUGUGGUAAUUGCAAACUGCACAUUCCAGGUUUAAAAAGUUGUUACAAUGUGUGUUCAGACAUACAAUAAAAUGUAUUUAAAGUGUC
Anguilla anguilla (European eel) is the source of this 2993-nucleotide messenger RNA. Its product is annotated as dipeptidyl peptidase 4-like. Gene Ontology annotation, molecular function: serine-type endopeptidase activity; dipeptidyl-peptidase activity. The record is from RefSeq and is a predicted model, not a curated record. The coding region runs from base 249 to 2501 and encodes 750 amino acids. The transcript is spliced from 27 exons. Gene Ontology annotation, biological process: proteolysis. Lineage: Eukaryota; Metazoa; Chordata; Actinopteri; Anguilliformes; Anguillidae.